AUGGCGGAGCCACUGCUGACACCCGGAGGGUCACGGCGCGAUGACGGCCCCGCCGAGGAGGGCCCCAUCUCGGUCACGCCCUCGGACGGAGACCAAGGAGGCGAGACGAAGAUGUGCAACUUCCAGGUGUGCGGGAACACGUUCGAGGUGCAGGCGAGGUACGCGCCCAUCAAACCCAUCGGGAAGGGCGCCUACGGCGUCGUGUGCAGCGCGCGCAACGUCGACACCGACGAGAAGGUGGCGAUAAAAAAGAUCGCCAACGCGUUCGAGAACGCGGUGGACGCCAAGCGCACGCUGCGAGAGAUGAAGCUACUCCGCCAUCUGAAGCACGAGAACGUCAUUCGCAUCGUGGACGUGGUCAGGCCCAAGAAGUCCGUCAAAGACUACAACGAUGUCUACGUCAUGUACGAGCUCAUGGACACCGACCUGCAUCAGAUCAUCCGGUCAAACCAACCCCUGAGCGACGACCACUGCCAGUACUUCAUAUACCAGCUACUCCGCGGGUUGAAGUACGUGCACAGCGCGAACGUGCUGCACCGAGACUUGAAACCGAGCAACCUGCUCUUAAACGCCAACUGCGACUUGAAGAUUUGCGACUUUGGCCUGGCGAGGACGGGGAGGGAGACUGAGUUCAUGACGGAGUACGUCGUCACGCGGUGGUACCGAGCGCCCGAGCUGCUCUUAAGUUGCAGCGAGUACACGAGCGCGAUCGACGUGUGGAGCGUGGGUUGCAUAUUCGCCGAGCUACUGGGCCGUAAGCCGCUGUUCCCUGGAAAGGAUUACGUGCACCAGCUGAACCUGAUCGCUCGCGUCAUCGGGUCGCCCAGCGAGGAGGAGAUGGAGUUCAUCACGAGCGACAAGGCGCGGCGGUACAUCCGGAGCCUUCCGCGGACGCCGCGCGUCGACUUCCAGAAGGUGUACCCCGAAGCCGAGCCCGACGCCGUCGACUUGAUCGACAAGAUGCUCGUGUUCGACCCGGCGUCGCGGAUCACGGUGGAGGAGGCGCUGUCGCAUCCGUAUCUCGCGUCUCUGCACGACGUCAGCGACGAGCCAUCCGCGUCGGGGCCCUUCGAGUUUAGCUUCGAGGGCGAGGCGAUGACGGAGGAGAGGGUGCGGGAGCUGGUGCACGCGGAGCUCACGGAGUACCACGACGAGAUACGCAGGGAGGAGGAGGAGAGGGCGGCGUCGAGGGGGGGGCGGGGCGGGGUCGGCGAGGACAAAGCCGAACUGGGCGAGGAGGCGCCGUAA
Molecule: messenger RNA, 1248 nt
Organism: Micromonas commoda
Lineage: Eukaryota; Viridiplantae; Chlorophyta; Mamiellophyceae; Mamiellales; Mamiellaceae
Exons: 2
Coding region: 1-1248 (415 amino acids)
Biological process (GO): intracellular signal transduction; protein phosphorylation
Cellular component (GO): cytoplasm; nucleus
Molecular function (GO): MAP kinase activity; ATP binding
Source: RefSeq, a predicted model, not a curated record